Messenger RNA from Mercenaria mercenaria, 2902 nucleotides. Its product is annotated as zinc finger protein 675-like. Gene Ontology annotation, molecular function: DNA-binding transcription factor activity; RNA polymerase II cis-regulatory region sequence-specific DNA binding. The coding region runs from base 587 to 1522 and encodes 311 amino acids. Lineage: Eukaryota; Metazoa; Mollusca; Bivalvia; Venerida; Veneridae. Gene Ontology annotation, biological process: regulation of transcription by RNA polymerase II. The transcript has 3 exons. The record is from RefSeq and is a predicted model, not a curated record.
UGUUAAGGUUCACCACGCAUUAUUUAUGACAGGUUUUAAAAGUACAGAUACAGUUCGUUUUCGUAAACAUGAUGUUUGUAAACAUUAAAUAUUGCGUUUUGUAACCUAAACUCAGGGUUCAAUCUUUUAGUGUAUCUUGUAUAAGAAAGACGUGAGCUCAAGCUAAAACGAAACAUAUUCAAAAUGUAGAAAGGUCAUUCUGUAAAUAGAGAAAUUUCGAUUUGAAAACAGAUAAACACGGAUGACGUAGUAAACGAACUGUAACUACUUUACACGUUGGACUAUCUAAUAAAACAGGAACUUGGAGCCCACCCGCUUAAUUCAGUAGGAAUAACGUUAGUCUAAGGCUCGCGAGGCUGUGAGUUCGAUCCUUGGGUGGGGCGUAUGUUCUCCGUGAUAUUGGAUAAACAACAUUGUGUCUGAAAUCAUUAGUCCUCCACCUCUGAUUCAUGUGGGGAAGUCGAGAGUUACUUGCGGAGAACAGGAUGUAUGUGGAUUACAAACCAAAAGUUGAAGUCAUUUUGUAUAAGCCAACUUUCGAUUCAGUAACAAUAUAUGAAGAAAGGGGAUAAUUAUUAAAACACAGAUGCAGAAAGAACGUAACCUUGCUGGCACAGGCAGUCAUCUGAAGAGCCAUACAAGAAUGCAUACAGAAGAAGAAAAAAUUGAAUCUGAUGUUUGUGACAAUGGAAGUUCUGAAAGCAGUAACCUAAAGAUGCAUAAGAGAAUAUAUACAGAAGAGAAACCCUUUAAAUGUGUUGUGUGUGAUUAUGCAUUUAACGUUAGCAGUAGCCUGAAGAUGCAUAAGAGAAUACAUACAGGAGAGAAACCCUUUAAAUGUGAUGUUUGUGAUUAUGCAGGUAACAGGAGCUUUAAUCUGAAGAAGCAUAAAAGAAUACAUACAGCAGGAGAGAAACCCUUAAAAUGUGAUGUUUGUGAUUUUGCAUGUAUUGAUAAUAGUAAUCUAAAGAGGCAUAAGAGAAUACAUACAGGAGAGAAACGUGUCAAAUCCUAUAAAUGUGAUCUUUGUGUUUAUGCCGGUCCUGAUAGCAGUAGUUUGAAGACGCAUAAGAGAAUACACACUGGAGAGAAACCCUUUGAAUGUGAUAUUUGUGAUUUUGCAUGUAAGCAUAGUAGUAGUCUGAAAAAGCAUAAAAGAAUACAUACAGGGAAGAAACCCUUUAAAUGUGAUAUUUGUGAUUAUGCAUGUAACGAAAGCAGUCGUCUGAAGAUGCAUAAGAGAAUACAUACAGGAGAGAAACCUUUUAAAUGUGAUAUUUGUGAUUAUGCAUGUACCGAUAGUUAUAGUUUGAGGAGGCAUAAGGGAAUACACACAGGAGAGAAUCCCUUUAAAUGUGAUUUUUGUAAUUUCUCAUGUAUUGCUAGCAGUCGUCUAAAGACGCAUAGGAGAAUACAUACAGGAGAGAAACCCUUUAAAUGUGAUAUUUGUGAUUACUCGUGUAUUGAUAUCCGUAGUUUAAACUGGCAUAAGAGAAAACAUUUAGGAAAGAAAUCCUUGUGAUUCUUGUGACUAUUCUUGUGCAUCAAGCACUGCUCUGAUCAGAUAUACAAGGAUACAUAUAUUAUGAUGUAAAUAUUUGCCAUUUUUUAGCUCAUCUGAUUUUUUGAAAAAAAAAAUGAUGAGUUAUUGUCAUCACUUGAUCGGCGUCGGCGUUGCCUGGUUAAGUUUUAUGUUUAGGUCAGCUUUUCUCAUAAACUAUCAAAGCUAUUGCUUUGAAACUUGCAACACUUGUUCACCAUCACAAGCUGACCCUGUACAUCGAGAAACAUAACUCCAUCCUGCUUAUUGCAAGAAUUAUUGCCCCUUUUGGACUUAGAAAAUCAGUUUUCUUGGUUAAGUUUUAUGUUUAGGUCAGCUUUUCUCCUAAACUAUUAAAGCUAUUGCUUUAAAACUUGCAACACUUGUUCACCAUCAUAAGCUGACCAUGUACAGCAAGAAACAUAACUCUGUCCUGCUUUUUGCAAGGCUUAUGGCCCCUUUUGGACUUAGAAAAUAUCAGAUUUAUUGGUUAAGUUUUAUGUUUAGGUCAGCUUUUCUCCUGAACUAUUCAAGCUAUUGCUUUGAAACUUGCAACAGUUGUUCACCAUCAUAAGCUGACUAUGCACUUCAAGAAACAUAACUCUAUCUUGCUUUUUGCAAUAAUUAUGGCCCUUUUUGGACUUAGAAAAUCAUGGGUAGGACAAUUUUUCUAUUAUACAAAAAAAAAUCAGAUGAGCGUCAGCACCCGCAAGGCGGUGCUCUUGUUUAUACAUUACAUUUUUUUUUAAAUUUCAAAUGAUAUUUAUAUUUACAGAAUACCUACAUGUUUAGUAUCAAAAUGUUUGUUUUUUAAAGUUAAAGUUGAUUUAAUAAUUAGUUUUUGUAAAUUCUGAUGUUUAUAAUUCAAUCAUUGGAAAUUUUCAUUUUCAUUUAAUAAGAAAAUUACAUAAGUGUCAGAUUAUGUUAAGCUCUCUUUAAGUCUCCAAAAGAUUGUUAAGCCAGGAAGCCAAGCUGUCAACUUGUAAAAAUGCUUUGUGUUGUUUUUCCUGUUCUUCUGCUUAAUCCUGCCAAAUAUUGUGAUAAAAUAUGAUAACUAAGUAAUUACUUAAGCCAUAUGUGUAAAUAUGUCACAUGUCAUUUCACAUAACCAAUGAGAAUCCUUCAUAUUUUUAACAUGAUGUUUCUUUUAAUUUUAAUUAGCAUAUUCUUGCACUUUACUCUUAGAUGACAAAGAAGAAGGUGUUCCUUCAUAAAGAUUAACUUUCACUAUUUCUAUUUGUGGUGUUCCACAUGGACUUGAGCAUUUAAAUAUGUGCUUGGUGUUCCAACAUACUCUGGUGAACCAGAUAAAUUUAUGUUGUGUUUAAAAAUUGGAACUUUAGUAAUAAAACUGAUAAACUA